CGAUACCAACUACCAUUCUUGGAGUCGUUCAAUGUUGACGGCUCUUAGUGCCAAAAACAAAAUUGAGUUUGUUCUUGGAAAUCUUCAACCACCUGCCGCCGAUAAGCCCGAACACGCUGCCUGGAUUCGAGGGAAUAACAUGGUUGUAUCGUGGCUUGUCCAUUCUGUUUCUACGAACAUUCGUCAGAGUAUAAUAUGGAUGAACAACGCUUCAGAAAUCUGGAUUGAUCUAAAGAACAGGUUCUCUCAAGGAAGCUUAUCUCGCAUUUCGGGCCUUCAACAUGAUAUCGCUACCCUUCACCAAGGUGACCUCACCAUUUCCGAAUACUUUACAAAACUUCGCAUUCUCUGGGACGAAAUCGAAAAUUUCCGAUCAGAACCUGUUUGUACCUGUAAACCAGACUGUAAUUGUCAAGUUUUGACAAUCUUNAAACAAAGAAAACAGGAAGACCAAGUUAUGCAGUUCUUGCGUGGGCUUAAUGAUCAUUUCACCAAUNUUACUUCUCAUGUGCUCCUUUUGGAUCCCAUUCCGGACAUCANCNAAGUUUUCUCCUUAGUGGCCCAGCAAGAAAGACAAUUUUCUUCUGGAAAUCUGGUUGCCGUGGCCAAGAUUCAAGAUAUCAACAAUUCUAAUAAUGUCACCGCUUACACCGCUUCAACCUCUUCCACCACUUGCAAUUAUUGUGGCAAAUAUGGGCACAACGAAGCUGUUUGUUACCGCAAAAAUGGUUUUCCUAAUUNAGACAGAAGCUCCAGAAAUAUUCCGAAUAAUAGAAGACACUGCACUCAUUGCAAUAAAAGUGGUCAUACGGUGGAAGUCUGCUAUAAAAAGCAUGGAUACCCUCCAGGACAUAAACUCUACAACAAGAGCGCUCAGAUUCAUCAAACAUCUAUUCAAGAAGACAAUGGAAAUACUAAAGAAAACAAUUCGGACAAUACUGAAUCCAUUCGUCUUACAUCACAACAGUUUCAAAUACUGGCUAAUCUCUUCAAAAAUCACAAUCUGAACGACUCUUCUACUUCAGCCCAAGUUCAUCACAUUGGCUCUGUUUCUGCAAAUCAAGCUUUUUCAGGACAUUCAGACCAAAGAGAAGAUUUCUAUAGUUAAACUCACUGGUGGCCUAUAUGUUUCAGAUUUUUCCUCAAAUAUGCCCACUGUCUGUUCUGUUAACAAUACUGUAAAUGAUACUGGCCUAUGGCAUCUACGAUUAGGACAUCCUUCUGAUAUCAGACUACAUACUCUCAAACUUAAAUACCCUUUCAUUGUUCAUCAUCCUACAUACAUGUGUGAUACUUGUCAUCGUGCAAAACAGAAAAAGUUACCUUUUCAUGAUAGCAACUCUAAUACAAUGAAUAUUUUUGAUCUUAUUCAUGUUGAUAUAUGGGGUCCUUGUAAUAUUACUUCUAUGCGUGGUUUUAAGUAUUUUCUGACUAUUGUGGAUGAUUUCUCCCGAUACACUUGGUUGAUACCCAUGCCUAAUAAAUCUGUUGUUAGAAAAACCANUAUUGAUUUUAUUACUAAUGUAGAAAACCAGUUUUCAACAACAGUUAAAACCAUACGUACUGAUAAUGGAAUUGAAUUUGCCAUGCAUAACUUCUUUUCCCUUAAAGGCAUUAACCAUCAAACCACUUGUAAUGAAACCCCACAACAAAAUGGUAUUGUUGAGCGAAAACACCAGCAUUUGUUGAAUGUCACUCGUUCCCUCCUUUUUCAAGCUAAUUUACCUACUAUUUUUUGGUGUUUUGCUGCUGAAUAUGCUGCCUUACUGAUAAAUUGUAUG
Molecule: messenger RNA, 1781 nt
Organism: Vigna radiata var. radiata (mung bean)
Lineage: Eukaryota; Viridiplantae; Streptophyta; Magnoliopsida; Fabales; Fabaceae
Exons: 2
Coding region: 32-1108 (358 amino acids)
Source: RefSeq, a predicted model, not a curated record